ACAAAACGAAACAAUUGGAUUUCUAUAAACUCUCAAAAAUCGUCUUCGUCUUCAGAUCCCUACCAGCUGCUGAACGCCGCGACAAGCCGAUUGGUGGCGCAGGGCUCCGGACAGAUCCAACUGUGGCAGUUCCUGCUCGAGCUGCUGAACGAUUCGUCGAACGCGGCGUGUAUCACGUGGGAGGGCACCAAUGGGGAGUUCAAGCUCACCGACCCUGACGAGGUCGCGAGACGCUGGGGCGAGCGGAAGUCUAAGCCCAACAUGAACUAUGACAAGCUCAGCCGAGCACUCAGGUACUACUACGAUAAGAACAUCAUGUCAAAAGUCCACGGCAAACGGUACGCGUACAAAUUCGACUUCCACGGCCUCAUGGCGGCCUGUCAAGCGCAAGCGCAGGGUCAAGGCGACUUGAUGCCCUCUUACCACAAGUACCAACCUCACCAGAGCGAACUGGGUGCGGCGCUCUAUCCUGCGACGCACUCCGGUAAUCCUAGGCUGCCCAGCAUAUUGCCCGGAUCAACGCAGCACACUCAGUCGGGGCUAUUUCCGCCGCCAGGCUAUUGGUCUUACUCUCCGGGGACGUUCGAUCCUAGAGGACCUCCUUUCAACUGACGCGUAUAUUAUGUGUCGUAGUGAUUUAAAUCGAAAAUGGAAUUUGGUUGAAGAUCGACUGAAAAUUAUAUAAAUUUCUUUCAA
This is a messenger RNA of Leptinotarsa decemlineata (Colorado potato beetle), 696 nucleotides long. Its product is annotated as Friend leukemia integration 1 transcription factor. Gene Ontology annotation, cellular component: nucleus. Gene Ontology annotation, biological process: cell differentiation; regulation of transcription by RNA polymerase II. The record is from RefSeq and is a predicted model, not a curated record. Gene Ontology annotation, molecular function: DNA-binding transcription factor activity, RNA polymerase II-specific; sequence-specific DNA binding. Lineage: Eukaryota; Metazoa; Arthropoda; Insecta; Coleoptera; Chrysomelidae.